This is a messenger RNA of Xiphias gladius (swordfish), 6444 nucleotides long. RefSeq names its product enhancer of mRNA decapping 4 (gene edc4). The transcript is spliced from 28 exons. Gene Ontology annotation, cellular component: P-body. Gene Ontology annotation, molecular function: protein binding. Gene Ontology annotation, biological process: deadenylation-independent decapping of nuclear-transcribed mRNA. The coding region runs from base 146 to 4048 and encodes 1300 amino acids. The record is from RefSeq and is a predicted model, not a curated record. Lineage: Eukaryota; Metazoa; Chordata; Actinopteri; Istiophoriformes; Xiphiidae.
GUCGGUACCUACGGCGCGGACACAACGGAAGUUUAGACGGUUGCUCUGGGUGAACGGGGUGAACGAAGUGAACACUGACAGCAUCGCAUCAAUCAAGAAAUUAUUCUCUCCCCUAAAUUAACCCAGUCUCCCCUUUCCCUCACCUAUGGCGUCCAAUUCUAAUAUUGAUAUUGAGGGUGCGACCCAGCAUCUCCGGGACAUCCUCAAGCUUGACCGUCCCGGGAACGGCACCGAUUCACAAUCAAGUGUAGGUCAGAGAAAGCCAUCUUUUAAUGGAGAGCUGAAUGGGUUAUUGGGAGCAGCAGGCCUUCUAGGAAGCACUGAUCGGUCAACCAUGUCAGAAUCUACCAGACCCAUCUCCACAGACAUCAGCAGCGCUCAGGAGAGUCAGAUAAUCUGCCUUUCUGGUGAUGAUGGGUCCACCUGUAUCCCCAUAACCUCUGACAAUGUCGAGAUUGUGGCGAGUCAAGACUCCAGCAUCAACAGCAAGGCUCGAGGCAGCAACAAGGUGAAGAUUCAACCUGUUGCCAAAUAUGACUGGGAACACAAGUAUUAUUAUGGUAGACUGAUAGCUGUGUCCAACUCCUUCCUGGCCUACGCCAUCAGAGGAGCCAACAACCAUGCAAUGAUUCGUGUCCUGAGUCUGGGUUUUGCUGAGCGCUCUCUACUGAAAGGAUUCACUGGGGCCAUCACAGAUCUGGCUUUCGCUCACCUUGACUCCUCCCUAUUGGGUUGUGUAGAUGAAGCGGGUAACUUGAUGGUCUGGCAACUCACCUGCACUGGAAACAAGAUCCUAGAUCAGAUAGUGGUUCAUAUCAGACGGCCAGAAGACACUCCACUGAACUCUCACCAUCGCCUGAUAUGGUGUCCAUUUAUCCUGGAUGAUAAUGAGGAGAACCAGGAUGACACCAGCCAGACCUUGGCCCUUCUACAUGAAGACAGGGCUGAGGUGUGGGACCUUGAAGUCUUGAGAGCCAACAACAGCAGUUGGCCUGUCGAUGCCACAGAGCUGAAGGAAGGCCUCAUCACAGUUAAGGGACAUACGCAGCGAGUCAGUGAAGGGGCCUUGUCUCCAGAUGGAACUGUGUUAGCCACAGCCAGUCACGAUGGAUACAUCAAGUUCUGGCAGAUAUACAUUGAAGGGGGACAGGACAAGCCUAGAUGUCUCCAUGAAUUACGGCCUCAUGGAGGACGCCCCCUCUCUUGCCUUCUUUUUUGUGACAACCACAAGAGGCAAGAUCCAGAGGUUCCUUUCUGGCGUUUCCUCAUUACUGGGGCAGAUCAGAACCAGGAGCUGAAGAUGUGGUGCACUGUUUCCUGGACCUGUUUACAAACCAUCAGGUUCUCUCCAGAUCCAUUCAACUCAUCAGCUCUGCCAAGUCUGAAGGCUAGUCUGGACCUUUCUGCUGAGUAUCUCAUCCUCACCGACGUACAGAGGAAGGUUCUGUAUGUGAUGGAGCUGCGGCAGGACCUGGAGAAAGGGAAGGCCAGUUUCACAGCUGUGUCAGAGUUCCUGCUGACCCACCCUGUGCUCAGCUUUGGAGUCCGGGAUGUCACCCACAGCCGACUGCGACACACUGAGGUCCUCCCUCCAGAGGAGGAGAGCGAGAGCAUGACCACAGAGGGCACUCAAGGGCCCACAGAGUCCAAGUCUGGGAUCCAGAUUAAACUCUACUGUGUUCACACCAAGAGUCUGCAGGAUGUCCAGAUCUGGUUUCAGCCCAACGUGGCUUCUAGCUCUGCAGUCUUUCUGCCUCAUUCUGAUUCUCAGGAUUGUUUUGCUGGGUUUUCAGACCAUCUCACUGACCAGAGCUCUGACAAGGAGUCAGGAAGUGGCUCCCAGACCGACCUAAGGAAGAUCCCAUCUCUUCCUGCUCCUGCUGACUUCCUGUCAACUCCUGCCACUGGCAGUGGGCCAAUGCCCAAGCUGAUGACUCCCGAUGCCUUCAUGACACCAAGCACUUCGGUACCAGCAUCUCCUGGCAGCAGUGCCAGCAGUCUGACCAUUGUAACAGCUAUCAGCAGCAACUCUGACUCAACUAACAGAGUUAUUGACGAUGUCAGUCAGAGUCCUAACAGAGCAGAGAACAACAACAGCAGCAGUAGUUUGACACUCUCUGCCUCAACCAGCAGCCCUAGAGCUGCUUCUGCCGUGCUGCUGCCUGGACUGGAGAAUUUACAGGCUUUGGCAUCCCCUAGUGGUCCUCUUGCACUUGACAGCCCUCAGGUCUUGGACUCUUCCCUCCUGCCACCACUGGCCUCUCCGACCAGGGCCCGCUCCCCUGAUGUCAUCUCCUCAGCCUCCACAGCCAUGUCCCAGGACAUGCCAGAGAUUGCUUCACAGACCCUGCAGCUUCAGCGCGGAAUAGUUUCCAGCUUGGAGCCCUUACCACUUUCUGCUCUACAGACAGACAGCAUGGCCUCUGCUGCCUCUGCGCUGCACCUACUCACCUCACCACGCACAGCCAACAACAGCCUGUUGCCCCUUGAAAUUGGAGGGGCAGAUGGGCCAAUGGGCGGGGCUGUAGAGUCAGAGCCUAGACUCAACAACACCCCAUCUUUACUGGAGAAUGCCUUAUCGCAGGAGAACCCUGGGGUAGGAGGAGGGUCCUCAGAUGGUAGUGUUAGCCACACACCCUGGCCUGCUGCACCUGACAUCACCAGAGAAACCAGGAACAGUCUCAGGGACAAUGGUCUUGGAGACUGCUCAAGAGAGGAGUCAAAGGACAGACACUUGAGUUCCCCUUACCAUCGGCGCUCCUAUCACCUCACACAGAAUGACAGUCAGGACGCUGGUGCAGACCAGAGUGACCCUGAUGAUGAGGUGGCCAGCUUGGCAUCGUCCUCAGGGAACUGUGGCUCUCGCUCUUCUCACAGACUCCCACUUAAGGACUGGAAGACUUCACCACGAGGCUCACCAAAACUAAAGAGGAAGACCAAGAAAGAUGACAGUGACUCGUGUCAGUCCAGGCAAAUGGACUCUGGUCAGAUGCAUGUAGAAGUACAGGACGAGUUGUUGUUGCUCCUGCGUAGCCAACAGAGGGAGCUGACUGAUCUGCGUGGACAGAUUGAAGCCAUGCAGAGCUCCAUUAUGGCCCAGGUCGAGCACGUCCUGACAAACCACCAGGAACAAGAGCAGCGCAGGCUGGAGCGAGUUCUGUCUGAGAGUCAAAAUCAUCAGCAACAGCUUCAAGAACAGCUCAGCCAGCAGCUCAGCCACACCCUCAGCUCAGCCCUCACCAACAGAAUGGACAAAGUGCUACGCGAGGAAAUAAAGAAAACAGUCCCACAAAACAUCCAGCAGCUUGAGACUCAUAUGAAGAACAGAAAGCAGAGAGAGCAGGAGACACGAGACCCCAUGAUUGGCCAGCUCCAACAGAUGAUUGACAGCUUCCAAAGCUCCAGUGAUCAGAUGGCAAAUAACAUCACAGCUAACAUCCGGGCAGAGGUCCAGCACCAGAUCCAGAUGAUGGUGGAAAAUUUGCAGGAGUCUAUUCUUAGCCACGUGCAACGAAUUGUCAAAGGGGAGGUGAGCCUAGCAAUGAAGGAGCAGCAGGCAGUGGUCACUUCCAGCAUCAUGCAGGCAAUGAGGUCAGCAGCCGGCACACCCGUCCCCACAGCACACCUAGACUACCAGACACAGCAGGCCAACAUUCUGCAGCUCCUCCAGCAGGGCCAGCUCAACCAGGCUUUCCAGCAGGCUCUGUCAGCAACAGAUCUGAACUUGGUCUUGUAUGUGUGCGAGACCAUCGACUCUCAGCAAGUGUUUGGUCAGCACCCCUGCCCUCUCAGCCAGCCCGUGCUGCUGUCUCUCAUCCAGCAGCUCUCCUCCAACCUCUCAACCCGCUCUGAGCUCAAAAUCAGUUACCUGGAGGAUGCAGUAAUGAAUCUUGACCAUGGUGACCCCCUGACAAGAGACCACAUGUCGUCCGUGUUGGCCCAGGUCAGACCGAAGGUCUUUGCCUUCCUGCAGCAAGACCCCCACAGCCCGCUCAGCAAGAGGGCGCGGCGCCUGAUGAUGAUGCUGCAGGGUCUUGUCAACCACUAGUCCUUCAUUUAAAGUCUGAUGCAGAGGAGUUGUUUUCCUCAUAGAUACAGAUCAUGAGUCCAUUUUUGUUAUCAGUCUGCAGAAAGCAACACGGACUACUUCACCCCACUCUGAGCAGUUUGUUGGAGCUUGAGGAUGGAACAAGUUUUUGGUUGGAGAUGAAUGGUGAGAGCUCAUAAAUUAAUGGGUUUGAAACUUUUCACUUGCUUAAAGAAGAAGGUCCCCUCCAGCCCACCUGUCACACUCCACACAACCCUAAAUCCAGUGCUUUCUUCCCAUGGGCAUUUCUUCCCAUUCCUCCUCCUCCUCUACCUGCACCAGUGUGAAGUUAGGGAAUAGACUGUUUUUGUUACUCUUGUGUUUUUUUCCUAGACAUACCUUCAAUGUAAGACAAUAAUGGUCUGGACUGAAAGAUUGAUGUUGAUUUCUGUUAAAGAGACACGUUAAGUUCACUGUAGAUUCUUCCAGACCUUCGUUGCCACUGCUUCUCCCCCCUAAGAGACAUUCUGGUUGUCUCUCAUCCUUUCAUCCUUAUCAAGAAGAAGAAAACUGUCUCAGAAACGACACCCAGUGAGCCUGAUAAUUCCGGUCGCCCCCAGUCUCCCAGACACACAAUACCUGACACUCCUUUGAUGUUACAUCAUCCAAAUGUGCAUAAAACUGAAAGAAUGUUCAGCUGAGUGGUCCACAAGACCAAACAUCGCUGUUUAUUUUGUUCUGCUGUGUUCCUCUGACCCGUCAGUCAGACAUGUAGAGUUUUGGGAUAUUGGACAAGUUAUGAUGCAGGGGUUACUUCUGAGUAACAGAAAGAACAAAAGUAUGCUAAAAGGAGAAAUGUUUUGUUUCAAAAUCUCUCCUUGUCUCGCCUUAAGAGCAAACAGCAAGCUUGGACGCAUUUUCAUUUUCUUCAAUACAGAGCAGCAUCCUCACUAGAGUUAACUUGGAAUUCAGUUGCCACAGGAAUACACAGUCCUCAGUUCACUUUUCUUGAACAACCAAGCAAAUCCCAGCAACCAAAAGUAUGUAACAUUCAAAGCCAAUUUAUGUUGGUGGCAUAUUUCAUUUCAGUUAUUUCUUAAUAGGUUGGACAUGACAACCUUGCCAGGCUAGAUCUGUCACAGUGAGGAUCAGCAUGUUGAAUUGUUUUACAGAAAGUUGAUAACAUAUGUUCCUGUGUUGGAAGUAUUCAGAAUGAAAAGCAUAUCUCAUUAUAUGUUUUCACAAAUCUUUCUUAUGAGGGUUUCUGAAGGAUACAAAUGAGACUAAAGGAUGAGAAAUAACUAAAAAACAUUUUUGAAAUCUAAUAAAUAUUUGCGAAGGCCCUCCAGGCUGAAAAGAAUUCCCCUUUAAAAUCUGAAAUGUUUGGAGCCCAACAUCAAGGUUGGCAGCCGUCCAUGUGUAUAGCUCUGUCCUAUAAAUUGAUCAGAGACUGCUCCUCAUGUUUUCUUCUGUGUCAGUCCCUCUUUUAUAACAUUUAGUAUUUGUAAAACUUCUAUACUUACUUUAAGAGUUGUCAAACUAGUUAUAAAACAUUAUAAAAACACUUCCUAAACAUAAUUGUUACUGCUGAUGUUGUUUAAUCAGGAUAUUCCAAAUAAUGUUUGUUAAACUUAAUGUGCAAUUACUUCUCACUGACUCUAGGAGGCAGCACUUAGUUGGACUCAACCUGCUUGUCAUUUAAGUUAAUUCAGAAAUCCUUCCUGCUCUUACAGUAUCUGUAUCUACCAAACAUUGAAAAGCCUGCCUUUAGGUUGGAAAUGCAUUGUUAAUUCAUCUUUAAAGUGUGUUGAAAAUCUAUGAUCACUUGUGUACAGCCCAUUUACAAAUAUUGUUCAGUAACAGGGUGGCCACGCUUUGCUGAUUGUAAAAUAAAAGUUCUGUUAAUUUGACCUCUGUGUUUAGAUUUCGGUUAAGUUGGAUUUGUCUAGCAAGUGCCUUAUUGUAUUUUAUCUGUUUUGGACAUUUGAUCCCAUUUGGACCUUCAGACAGCUCGUAAAGUUUUGAGCAAUAUCCCACAAAAGCUCCAGUCAACUUUUACAGGCAUUUAUUAUAUUAAAACGUGGUUGGAUCUGAAGUAACGUUCAAACAGCACAGCAAAGGAGAACCUGUAUGUUUUGUUUGUAAACAUUUGACUCAAGACAAUUGACUUGGACAGAUAAUUUGAAUGCUCAGGUCAGUGUAUGAAACAGAGAGAGAUGUUACUAUUUUGACAACCACCACCUUCACCUUUCAGCUGCAGACCCUGUCGAAGGACAGGCUGACUCCUAAUUCACCCUAAGUGGGUGCUGUGUCAGUUUUUCUCUUUCCAUUGUGUUCAUUUCUCUGCUUGGUUGGUUACGUUGUACCUUUUACAGUUUAUUUUACCCCAAACAUUUUGGAAUAAAAAAUACUUGUUC